CCUCACACAAGUCUCCAGCAUGGCUCAGUUCAACAUCACCCUCAAGAAGGACGCUCCCAAGGAGGAGCUCGAGGCAGCAAAGAAGCACGUCACCGACCAGGGCGGCAAGAUCGUCAACGAGUUCACCCUCAUCAAGGGCUUCACUGCUGAGAUCCCUGACGACGCCGUCUCAACCCUCGAGUCCAACGAGCACGUCACCGUCGAGAAGGACGCCGAGGUCCGUACGCAAUAGGUCGUCUACACAGCCACCGCUGAUGGGUACCACAAAGAUCCAAAUGUAAUACCGUGAGUGACGAUGCGGGGGCAUGAUGCAUGAGCACAUGAUUUCAUGGGUAUAUAGCGAUAAUUGACAGCCGUGCCGAUAACUUGUCUUCUCCUCC
Molecule: messenger RNA, 380 nt
Organism: Alternaria alternata
Lineage: Eukaryota; Fungi; Ascomycota; Dothideomycetes; Pleosporales; Pleosporaceae
Exons: 3
Coding region: 20-232 (70 amino acids)
Biological process (GO): vacuole fusion, non-autophagic
Molecular function (GO): endopeptidase inhibitor activity
Source: RefSeq, a predicted model, not a curated record